AUAUCCCAAAGUUCAAGUCAGCCCUAGUAGUUUGCCCUUUUCCCUCUCUCUCUCUCUCUCUCUCUCUCUCAUCCUCUUUCUCUCUCUACUCAACCUGGAGUGGCAGAGUCGCGGUCGUUCACCAAUGUCGUCGCGUCGGGAGGGUCGGGAUUCUGACUCGAAACGGCACCGUUCUAGGUUCGAUAGGGAGCCAAGUCCCAAGAGGUCUAGGAGGGAUGGAAAACCAGCACCAGAGAGAGUACCCAGCCGUAAUAAUAGUUUGGAUAGUAGGAACCAAACGGACCAAGACCAAAAGCAUGGUCGCCGCGCGCAAGAUGGUGGGUUGCCGCUUGAAACCCCAUUAGCGACUGAUUCAAAGCUAGAAAGAGGGGCUCCAAGCAAUGAGCCCGACAGAAAAUCCAGCGGACGACAUGAAGGGACAAAGCAUUCUUCUAAUCCAUCUGAAGCAUCCCGAUCCCGGUCAUAUUUUCAGCAUGAUGAGCGUGGUAAUUCCAUGCAAGUUGGCCGAAGCUCGGGUAGAGGUGCAACUGGUGAACGUGGAUGGUGGAGGGAUUCAAGGGAUCAGCAUAAUGAAAUGACUGAAAACAAGACAGCAACUAAUGACACGGGGAGGAGAGAUGAUAGAGCCAAAGAUGAAAAGGGCAGCUGGCGCCAUGAUGCUUUUUUUGAAAUGCAGGCUGACGAUCCGCCUGUAAGGAAAAGGCCGGCAUUUAGAGAGAAGAAGAUCAAGGUGAAAUCUGAAAAUGCUGAUGGAGCAGCAACAGAGACUGUAAAACCUGCCCAUUCUAACCGUGCCGCUGAAGGAAGUGGAAAGGAGGAAAGAGGCUACAAUGCCCACCAUUUGGAUAGAUCUGAUAAACCAUUUGCAGGAGACAGGGCACCAAACAGAAGGGAGCCACAGAGAGAUGCCUUUUCUUCUAGAGAAAGGUAUCGUGGUGGUGGCAGUGGUGAUAGAAACUAUAGGGGAAGAGAUAGAUUCAGUGGAAGGUCUGGAUUCCAUUCUAGUGGCACUCAUGUCGAGAAAUGGAAGCACGAUUUAUAUCACGAGGCAAAUAGGAGUCCGACCCCCAAAAAUGAAGAGGACCAAAUAGCAAAGGUGGAAGCACUUUUGGCUUCAUAGUCCGCUAUGAAAUCGGGUAGAGCUUUCGUUUUGGGUCAGUGUAUGAGGUACCUUUUGUUUCAUUUGUGGUUUGUGUUGAAACGCGCUCACAAGCAUUACCGCUUUCCAGUACAAAUACACAAUGUCUAUUUAAUUGCUUUUGUUACAGAUCUUGCUUGUUUGGCAUGCUGGUUUAAUGGAUAAAAUGUUGUCAAAUUGUCAAGAAAUGACUGCUUGUUACAUCCAUAAUUUGAUUCCAAGACUGUUAA
This is a messenger RNA of Morus notabilis, 1368 nucleotides long. Its product is annotated as serine/arginine repetitive matrix protein 1. The transcript is spliced from 4 exons. Bases 125 to 1120 code for a protein of 331 amino acids. The record is from RefSeq and is a predicted model, not a curated record. Lineage: Eukaryota; Viridiplantae; Streptophyta; Magnoliopsida; Rosales; Moraceae.